Molecule: messenger RNA, 230 nt
Organism: Perkinsus marinus ATCC 50983
Lineage: Eukaryota; Perkinsozoa; Perkinsida; Perkinsidae
Exons: 1
Source: RefSeq, a predicted model, not a curated record
AACUUCGUCCGUCCAAGCAUCGCCUACUGAGGCCAACCCUACUACUACCACCACCGCCACCGAGCUCCACGAGGAGGGAGUCCUGACGUUCGAUGAUGACGUACCAUGGUGGAAAAGAGCUGGUCGACCAGGUCCCUCGCCUGCUAAGGAGGCGAAGCUGAGACCGAACAUCAACAAGAAAACUGGUGGAGCUCCGACGAGUUUUCCUACUGCUACAAGGGAGUACACCG